UUUUUUUUUUUUUUUUAAUUUUAUUAAUCUUCGGUGACAUGCUUGAUUGUUUGAUGCAUGUUAGUUCGUCCUUUUGACAUUUCAUUUAGUUGCUAAAGAUAGUUGACUCAGUUCUGAAUUCUGAUGGGCUUGGUUACAAGUUAUGUUGCUUGAAAUGCAGACGGAACAUUUCACUGCUGAUUAGUUCUUUAGAAGUACUACUUUCCAAUUUUAAAUACCGACCUGUAAAUUUCUUUCACUACUUACUGACAAAGAUGAUGCCCUCGUCUCCUGCAUUCUGGCUAUCGAUUACGAUGUCACCGUAAAGAACUAAGAAAAAACAAGAUAGUGCAGGGUUCAACACUAAUUAGAAUGUCGGUAGAGUAUGCUUGAGCCUGUAUGAUAUGACCUGAAACUUGAGUUGGAGAAGUAACAUUUUUUCCUCCAGGGAUCUUACACUUGGACAUAAGAGUUUACUUGAAAAAAUGAUCGAUCCACAAAGCUCAUUGAGCGUUCAUCCAUGGCUGAUGUGUGACAUUUGUCAAGAAUUGUUGAUUAAAAUGGUAGUACCAUUAGCUAAAGAAAGUGUAGAAAGCAGACAUGGAAUUUCUGGUAUUAUUGGGACCGGAAAGUGUGAAAGCUACUUAAUUUUUAGUAGUGAAACUUCCCUUGGGGAUGCAUUUCGGAUAUUCCUAUAUUUUAUGGGCCUUGCAUAUUGUUUCAUCGGAUUGUCUGCUAUUACUGCUCGGUUUUUCUGGUCCAUGGAAAAUGUUGUGAAGCACUCAAGGAAAGUGGUAGAGAUAGAUCCAUACAACAAUACUAAAAUUGUUCGAUAUGAGAAGGUCUGGAAUUUUACGAUUGCAGAUAUCAGCUUACUGGCGUUUGGCACUAGCUUUCCUCAAAUAUCCUUAGCUACUAUUGAUGCUAUUCGAAAUAUUGGCAACCUGUAUGCUGGAGGUCUGGGACCUGGAACUCUGGUUGGUUCUGCUGCUUUCGACCUUUUUCCCAUUCAUGCUGUUUGCGUUGUAGUGCCUAAGGCAGGAGAGUUGAAAAAAAUAUCUGAUAUAGGAGUUUGGCUAGUUGAGCUUGCUUGGUCUUUCUGGGCAUAUAUUUGGCUGUACAUUAUUUUGGAGGUGUGGACUCCCAAUGUAAUAACUCUUUGGGAAGCUUUGUUGACUGUGCUACAGUAUGGAUUACUGCUUACACAUGCAUACGCUCAAGAUAAGCGAUGGCCCUACUUGUCCCUUCCCAUGGAAAGAACUCAGAGGCCAGAGGAAUGGGUGCCACCUGAAACUUCUAUAUGCAAACAGGAAUUUCAAGCCCAUGAAAAUGAUCAGAGAAGCAUUGUUGACAUUUUCUCUAUCCAUGAUAAAGAUGAGAAAGUGUAUCAUGAAGUUCCUGGACAUGAUGUCGGUGAAUCCUCCCGUAGUAAUUUUCUGGAGGAUAUGGAUGAAAAUGCAGACCACCCUCACGUGCUUACAAUGUGGAAACAGCAGUUUCUGGAUGCCCUUUCGUUGAAAACUUCGGAAUCAAAGAAGCAGUAUAACAUCUAUUUACGACUUGCAAGAUUAUGCUGGCGGUUGCUUCUUGCUCCGUGGAGGCUUUUGUUUGCCUUUGUACCUCCUUAUCACAUUGCUCAUGGAUGGCUUGCCUUUAUUUGCUCCCUUAUUUUCAUCAGUGGGAUAGCUUAUGUUGUCACUAAGCUCACAGAUCUAAUAAGCUGUGUCUCAGGAAUAAAUCCUUAUGUCAUAGCAUUUACAGCAUUGGCAAGUGGAACUUCUUGGCCAGAUUUAGUGGCUAGUAAGAUUGCUGCUGAGCGCCAGACGACCGCAGACUCUGCCAUUGCAAACAUUACUUGCAGCAAUUCAGUGAACAUAUACGUGGGAAUUGGAGUUCCAUGGCUGAUAAACACUGCAUACAAUUUCAUAGCGUAUAAAGAGCCCCUGAAGAUAAAGGAUGCUGCAGGCCUCAGCUUCUCAUUGCUGGUGUUUUUUUCGACUUCGGUGGCAUGCAUUGCCGUGCUUGUGUUUAGGCGUCUAACAUUAGGUGCAGAACUUGGAGGGCCAAGGCUUUGGGCUUGGAUUACGUGCAUCUUUUUUAUGUUGCUUUGGCUCAUCUUUGUGGUGCUGUCUUCUCUCAAGAUUUCAGAUAUCAUUUGAACCCAGUGAUCUCUAUUAGCCUUCCCCGUUCUGGAUUAUAGAAAUAUAGAGAACUCAUUUCAAUGCAACAAUAGUCACAAGUUAUUAUUUUCUACCUUUUACACUAAAACUUAGUACAGCCAUUUUCUCCAGAAUACACCAUAAUUCUAAUAUUAUUUAUUAUUAUUAUU
This is a messenger RNA of Cucurbita maxima (winter squash), 2308 nucleotides long. RefSeq names its product magnesium/proton exchanger. The transcript has 9 exons. The coding region runs from base 465 to 2138 and encodes 557 amino acids. Gene Ontology annotation, cellular component: membrane. Gene Ontology annotation, biological process: transmembrane transport; metal ion transport. The record is from RefSeq and is a predicted model, not a curated record. NCBI's taxonomy places the organism in Eukaryota, Viridiplantae, Streptophyta, Magnoliopsida, Cucurbitales, Cucurbitaceae.